AUGCGAAAGGAACGAGUGCACGGGUUUGGUCGUGCUUAUAAAAGGAAGGCAGUCGUCGGUUUCGGAAACGAAGGGUCAUUGUCCGCUUAUUCUCCUCGAAUGUGGGCUUCAGCACUUCUGAGUGCUUCUUCAAGGGUUUUCGGCAGACAUUUAUUGAAGUCUCUUGCAGAAGUGGAGUUCUUGGGAAAGUUUAUUCACCCAAAUCUAGUAAAACUCUUGGGAUAUUGUUGGGAAGAUCAAGAGUUCCUUCUGGUCUACGAAUAUAUGCAAGAAGGAAGCUUAGAAAACCAUCUCUUUAAAAAAGGCAGUGAACCACUUCCAUGGGAGACAAGGAUCAAAAUCGUCAUCGGAGCAGCUCAGGGACUUGCUUUCUUGCAUAGUACCAAAAGAAAAGUUAUUUAUAGAGAUUUUAAAUCCUCAAAUGUCUUAUUAGAUGGUGAGUUUAACACGAAACUCUCAGAUUUUGGAUUAGCAAAGCUAGGUUCAGUUAAUGGAGAAUCUUACGUGUCAACAAUGAUAGUGGGAACAUAUGGUUAUGCAGCUCCUGAAUAUAUGAUUACUGGUUAG
Messenger RNA from Helianthus annuus (common sunflower), 567 nucleotides. RefSeq names its product probable serine/threonine-protein kinase PIX13. Bases 1 to 567 code for a protein of 188 amino acids. Gene Ontology annotation, molecular function: protein kinase activity; ATP binding. NCBI's taxonomy places the organism in Eukaryota, Viridiplantae, Streptophyta, Magnoliopsida, Asterales, Asteraceae. Gene Ontology annotation, biological process: protein phosphorylation. The transcript is spliced from 5 exons. The record is from RefSeq and is a predicted model, not a curated record.